Molecule: messenger RNA, 783 nt
Organism: Acaulospora colombiana
Lineage: Eukaryota; Fungi; Glomeromycota; Glomeromycetes; Diversisporales; Acaulosporaceae
Source: the annotation of a GenBank genome assembly
AUGUCUUCUUCAAAACCCUCAAAGUCUAAAGAUAAAUAUGUCAAAAACAAAUCAUUAUACACACUUCCACUUCCAAUAUCACUUUCCUCCGGCGCCUUUUUUUCAUCAACUCUUUCUUCGAUACUUGCAUUUACUCCAUUUUUCCGUAAUGAUAUGAGCGGAGGCGGAAAGCCCCGAGGCACUUUUGACCCGCUGUCAAACAGCGUGAUAGUCACUAAUAAAGAGGAUAUCGAAAAGUUAUGGAGACAAGGAUUCUUUGGUAAGGGAAAUUUGUCAAGAAGCGAACCCACUUGGAAUGGUGGAAGGGGAAAAGGUAAAGAACUUACGGCAGAACAAGUCACGAGAAAACGGAGGAAGGAUCGAGAAAGAAAAAAAAUGAGGCAGAAGAAAAAAGACGCAGCGCCUGACAACAACAAUGAUGAGGUCACGAAUAGCCUUGGUGCGAUCACCGGAGAUGACAAGGUUGAUAACGGUUCAUCCGGUGUAGAGGGUGCAUCUCAUGCUACCGGCAUUGAAGAAAUCGUAGAUAUAGAUAAGAAUGGUGAUUCUAAUGAAAAAGGCGAAAAAUUAAUCGGUGAUAAUGUUGGCAGCGGCGACGAAGAUGAUCAGAUUAAGGCAAAUGACGAGAUGAGGAUGUCAGCAGAAGAGCAUCUACAACUUACCACCGAAGAAGCAUUUUUCCUGUGCUUUGGAAUUUGCGGCCUGGAUAUCUAUGAUGCGGACAAUGUAACCGUUAGCAGUCAUCAAUCAAAGGGGACAUCGAAAACGACAAGUUAUGACUAA